CGCAUCAAACAUGAGCGACGCGUUGAUCCCUGCCGCGGAAGAAAACAUCUACCGACUGUUGCCGCGGGAUAACACUCAGCUUCACAUUGCGAUUGCCAGAAAUGACGAGGCUUCGAUAAAUCGUCUACUGGUCGAGUACCAAACAGAUUUUGCAAAAGUGGAAAAUUAUUUGAGGACCGUAUUCUGCUGGAAUGCAUCCGACACAUUCUGGUUGAAUAAAAACAUUCUGGUUGCGGUCGAUGAGAACCAGUGUCAAGAAGCCGUCAGGCUGGAGAAUCGCAAUUUGCGUGGGGAUGUGUUGCGAGGAACCUUGAUAGUACUUUUGAAAGUGCCAAUCAAUGAUCAGGAGGUGGCUGUAAUCCAUCCGGUUGGUAACAAACUAUUGGAGGGCUUCCAAUUUGUCAAAUCCUUGCUGAAGAAUGGUUUCCUGUCUUGGAACUCGGUUGGUCCAGAGGGGAAGUGUGACUCGUUUGCUGAGAAAGCUGUCUUUUGUGGAAGAACAUGUUUGUUCAGCAAAUUGGCCACCUUAGGAGCGGAUUUGGAUUUACGAGAUCACAACCCACUGCUCGCUGCUUGUAGGGCUCAUCGAAUGGACACCGUUCGUUGGUUACUGACAGAAUAUUUUGGUCGAUUUGAUCCCACAACCCGGGACCGGGAUGGCCAAAACGCACUGAUGAUCGCACUUCAUAGGCAAAAUGAGGAAAUGUUCGAUUUUUUAGUUCAGCGGCUGGUUGCGUACCGGAUGCAGUACAGAAAUGAAUCACAGAGUGAUGCUCUCACGCAGCUAUUUCGGCUAUCAUUUGAUAAUCCAUCGAACAGUGUAUCAAUUUUAUAUUCUGUUGGCAUUGAAUUUUAUAAAGACGUUAUUGAGAAAAACGUUGCUGAGAACGGGAUUGAUCUACACUACCAAAUUGAUGAUAAUUCGAUUCUUUCGGAGUUUUUGUACAAACGAAUUGCAUUCCAAUAUUGUCUAAGCAAAAUUGAGCUAGAUCCAACGAUGCUUGGUUUGAAGUGUUUUGGUGGUAUCAAAAUCAUCCACAUAAUUAUAAAUCUAGAGCAGUUCGACUUACUGGAAAAGAUAUAUGAAAAAUAUCCGCAAAUGAAGAGUCACUAUAACAUGCCGAUUGGAUUCCAAUUACUUCGUGAGGCCUUUGAGGACUUAAAUUUGCAAAAAAUAGCAUUUAUAUGUGAACAUCAUAUGGAAUUUCUUAUGAGCGAUGUCGAUACGCUAAGUAAGAAUGUAUUACUCUACGGUUUUUACUCAGAAAGCAGAUUUCAAAAGCGAUACGACCUAAUGAUCGAAAGGUUUACAAACUUUCGAAAUGAUAUCGAGAUCGUCAGGCAAUCGUGGAUGACACCGAAACCCCAUCAAGCUCUCCAAUCUUUGUACGAAAUGCUGGACAACACCGAUGGUGAAAUAAUACCAGGAAUCCUUGAGGCUGGAACUGAUACAGAAAUACGUGGUGACAAAGGACAAACUAUAUUACAUCUGGCUGUGGCGAAAGAUAAUUUCUGCAUGGUGGAACAUCUUUUGGAUGCUGGAUACGAUCUAGAUGCAUUAGAUGAAGAUGGUAACCACGCAAUUCAUUCCGUUAAAAGUGUUGCGAUGUUGAAUUUACUUUUGAAACUUCAUCCGGAUGGUGUAAAGCUAGUGGAUCGUCAGAACUUAUUGGGUUACACGGUUCUUCAUCGAAUAAGCACUCUCAGUGGAGAGAAUGGACCUUAUUUCAAACUCCUAAAGAGAUUAGUCGAGUGUGGGGUAGAUGUGAACCAACCCACUUUUGAUGGAGAAACCGCAGUAUUUAUGGUUGGUAAUACUAAAAUGGUGAACGCUCUCCUCGAGUAUGGUGCAACCCUAAACAUAUUCAACACCGAUGGACACACAAUUCUAUACAAGAAUCUUCUGUGCAGAAACAGUCAGCAGGGAGCAGAGCUAUUGAAAUUGAUCUACGGAUUGGAAUGUUUUCGAGAUACGGCACAUACUUACUUACCACUGAUGGCAAAUCUCAGCCGUAGUUUGUUCGAUGCCCAUUACAAGCGAAUCCUUGAAAAUCAUCCCGAACUUACAAGAACCUUGUUUGACUCUGUCUAUUUCCAUUCAAAAGAAAGUGCCUCUGAAGUUUUCAACAGAGUUUGCGCAAAUGCGCUGAACUUCUGCGUUGAAAAAUUUUUGGAUUACGAUUACGAUCUAAACUGGAACCUGCAGGAUGAAGGCGGCAACACUCCAAUCAUUUGGCUUUUGAGUUAUCUAGAAGAACGAAACACUCAUCUGGUCGAACGUUUGCUGAAGAAAGGAAUCAACCUCAACAUCCAGGACAACAGAGGACGGACUGCAUUGCUCACUCUGUUGAGUGGAUACACCUUGGCUCGCUGGUACGGGCACGGUUUACAAACGGUACAGCUGUUAAUGGAGUACGGAGUAGACGUGAACUCCAGGGAUAACCAAGGCAACUCUGCAAUGCAUCUAGCAUUUGAAAUGAACAACUUGGACUUGGUAGCAUUAUUGAUUCAAAGCGGAGGAAAAUUAGGAAUUAAGAAUAACAACGGAAAAUAUCCUUGCGAAAUGGGAAAUAGAUUAUACCAAGAGAUAUUUCAUUUCCUGGUGUAAUAGAAAAAAGACAUAGGAGGGUUGUGUCCGAGACACGACCGCAUAGUUGACGUAGGUUGGUUGGUUGUUGGGUAUUGUUUGUUCCCUCCACCAGUGUUUACCGAGUGAUGAUGACAGAAGGAUGGUAAACAGUCUUUGGAUGGUGCGUAUUAGAUAAAAGAUACUGAAGAAGAACGAGAUAUGAUGAAACCGCCCACUGUGAUCCUAGAAGAGAUGCCUCCUGUGAUAUGUAUGGAUAAAAUAAAGAAAAAAAACUCCCCAAUGUUAUAUAAGUUAAUGACCAAUACCGAACACAAUUAUCAUUUUUUCUUAUCAGUAAAAACAUGUUACUUUAAUAUAGAGAAAACAUAUUUGAAAUGGAAAAAGUAGUUCUCUUUUAUAAUUUGUUCAUUCAACCCAAUGCAAAUUUUUAUUGGACUAGCAACACCUAAAGGGUGUGUCACAUCAAAUUGCAUCACGGAAAAAAACGCUGUAGAAAUUCGCCCAGUAGACCGAUCCUUUUGAAAAUUUUAGAGAGUAAAAUAAAAACUAUUAAACAACUUUUGGCAUUUUCUUUUUAUUCAUACUUCGAGCCCAAGCCCGUAUGCUCGCACCUUCCUCUUUACCCCGUCCAUAAGGUUCUGUACAACAUCAGGUUGUAGUUUUUUUUGAACAGAAAUCCAUUUUCUCUUGGAGUCCGCCUCCGAUUUGACAACUUUUGGGUUCUUCCGGAGGGCCUGCUUCAUAAUCGCCCAAUAUUACUCUAUUGGGCGAAGCUCCGGCGCGUUGGGCGGGUUCAUUUCC
This is a messenger RNA of Toxorhynchites rutilus septentrionalis, 3391 nucleotides long. RefSeq lists its product as uncharacterized. The transcript is spliced from 2 exons. NCBI's taxonomy places the organism in Eukaryota, Metazoa, Arthropoda, Insecta, Diptera, Culicidae. Gene Ontology annotation, molecular function: protein binding. The record is from RefSeq and is a predicted model, not a curated record. The coding region runs from base 11 to 2608 and encodes 865 amino acids.